AUGCCGACUCAGCCAGCGAACCCAGAACCGGCGCAUCCUGAAGUAGACUCGAUGCUCUCGCGAAAGUUCGGCAAGGAAGUCGCCAACUACUUCUCCGGCUCGCCCUUGAACCGCCUCUCCUUCCUGCGAGGCGACCACACCUUCCUCUCUCAGGCGCUCAAGCACCCCUCCACCAGCUUCCUCCUCUGCAACGACCUACAACCUCUCGUCCAGCCCAACACCCCACCCGGCCGAGGCAAGCUGGCCUAUGUCACCUACCAACAUGUCCAGCCCAUCAUUGGCGACGACCCUUUCGCGGAUUCCGAGCACGACAUCAUCAAGGCCUUCGAUUCCGAGCUCUACGUCCCACAGAUGAUCUUUCUCGGCAUCGACGAGAAGGAUGAGGAAGGCCUGACGUAUCAGGGAAAGAAUCGCUACACCGGAGCCCCGUACUUCGCCCUCGACGUCACGCCCCAGCAUGCCUUGAAGGAGAAGUGCGAGAGGUUAAUAGCAGACCUGAAGGAGAAGGGCUUGGAGUUUGGCAAGGGCAGGAUGAUGGAUGUGGAAGCGUCAGACGGUAACAACUCACACCCCCUCCGACUGGAAUCUCAUACUGACGUCCACCGGAGCUGCGAUAUAUGCCGAAGCUCGCCAAUUGCUCGAUUGGAACCUCCGCAAUCCCUUCUGCGCUGCGUGCGGCCAUCCCACCAUGAGCGUCAACGCCGGCUUCAAACGCACCUGCCCUCCAGCCGACAAGUCCUUCAAGUCGCGCAACCGCCAGAAUGCCCUUCCCUCCACCCCCGAGCCGCCCGGAGACCCGAACGCUCGACCGCCCUGCGCCACCCGACAUGGCAUCUCGAACCUCUGCUUCCCUCGGACCGAUCCAACCGUCAUCAUGGCAGUCGUGAAUUCCACCGGCGAUAAGAUCCUCCUCGGGAGACAGAAGAGAUGGCCACCAUACUGGUACUCCACACUGGCAGGCUUUGCCGAACCGGCAGAGUCAAUCGAGGAGUCAGUACGACGAGAAGUCUACGAAGAAGCCGGUGUCCUGGUGGGGCGGGUGGUCAUACACUCCACGCAACCCUGGCCAUAUCCUGCAAACUUGAUGAUCGGCGCCGUGGGGCAGGCAAUCCCUACCGGCGAGACGAUCGAUCUGGGAAAUGACCCCGAGUUGGACGAUGCGAAGUGGUUCGACUUGGACACGGUGCGCCACGCUCUGAGAGUAGGAACAUCCGGUCUCGGGGAAGAUGCAGGCUCGGAAUACAAGGAAGGCGGUCUCAGGCUGCCGCCGAACACGGCCAUCGCGAACCAGCUGAUGACUGCGGUCUGCAAUGGCUUUGCGAGUGGAGAUGCGAAGAUGUAG
Messenger RNA from Lecanosticta acicola, 1342 nucleotides. The record is from the annotation of a GenBank genome assembly. NCBI's taxonomy places the organism in Eukaryota, Fungi, Ascomycota, Dothideomycetes, Mycosphaerellales, Mycosphaerellaceae.